UUCGAAGUCAAAGAGGGCUUAAUAAGGUGGCAAUUGAUUAUGCACUUGUAAUUGACGUUUCAGCAUCAAUGAAUGCUAAAAUACGUCCACCUCUUCCUAAAUGUUUUGCGGGACAUGAUUUAAAGGAGAAAUAUCGCAGUGAGGGGUGGUGGUGUGAUGUGUGCGGAGAAGAUG
Molecule: messenger RNA, 174 nt
Organism: Scutellospora calospora
Lineage: Eukaryota; Fungi; Glomeromycota; Glomeromycetes; Diversisporales; Gigasporaceae
Source: the annotation of a GenBank genome assembly